AUGGCGGGACACGAUGGUAUCGGUGUUGGGGAUUUCGUCCUUUUGGACGAAAUCACAACAGAAAAGUUUAUACAAAAUCUUCAUAAAAGAUUUUCCAGCGGUAGGAUAUACACGUACAUCGGUGAAGUUUGCAUAAGCGUUAAUCCGUACAGUGCGAAAAACAUAUAUGGACCGGAAACGGUCGCUCAAUACAGCGGAAGGGAAAUGUUUGAAAAUCCACCUCACAUAUUCGCAAUCGCUGAUUCCGCCCACAAAAUCAUGAAACAACAAGUCAAAGACACCUGCAUUGUCAUAAGCGGAGAAUCAGGUUCUGGAAAAACGGAAGCGAGUAAAAUCAUAAUGAAAUACAUUGCAGCCGUUACGAAUGUGGCGGGUCGUCAAGAAAUCGAAAGGGUUAAAAACGUUCUCCUUCAAUCGAACGCAGUUUUAGAAGCAUUUGGAAAUGCUAAAACAAACAGAAACGACAAUUCUUCAAGAUUUGGAAAAUACAUGGACAUAAAUUUCGAUUUUAAAGGUGAUCCCAUCGGGGGACAUAUAAAUAAUUACCUGUUAGAAAAAAGUAGAGUCGUUCUUCAACAAUUGGGCGAAAGAAAUUUUCAUAGUUUUUAUCAGCUUUUGAGUGGAUGCAGUGACGGGGAUUUAAAAAAUUACGGAUUGUCAAGAGAUCCCGAACAUUAUUAUUAUACGAAACAAGGAGGUGCGAACAAAGUGGAAGCCAUAAGCGAUAAAAGAGAUCACAAAGUUGUUUUGAAUGCAAUGAAAGCGUUAGAUUUUAGUCAAGAAGAAAUAGACACGGUUUGGAAAAUAGUCGCCGCCAUAUUACAUUUAGGUAACUUGACGUUCAAAGAAGAAGAAGAUUCGAUAAGAAUAAUCGAAACUGAUCUCGUGGAAAUCGUAUCGAAAUUGUUAAAUGUCGAAGUGGAAGAAUUGCAGACGGCUUUGAGAAAACGAGUCAUCGCCGCCAAAGGAGAAAUUAUGGAGAAAAAUUUAACGCUGUCGGAGGGGAAAUUCGUGGCGGAUGCUUUGGCCAAGGCGAUUUACGACAGGUUGUUCACGUGGAUCGUGAAAAAAGUCAACAGUGCGAUAAACACGGAGAAGUCUUCGGGUUACAGGACGGUUCAAGGAACGGUAAUCGGUGUUUUGGACAUUUACGGUUUCGAAAUAUUCGAAGUCAAUUCGUUUGAACAAUUUUGCAUAAAUUAUUGCAACGAAAAACUUCAGCAAUUGUUUAUAGAAUUGGUUUUGAAACAAGAACAAGAAGAAUAUUUAAGAGAAGGGAUCGAAUGGACAAACAUUGAAUAUUUCAAUAAUAAAACGAUAUGCGAAUUGGUCGAACAACCACACAAGGGAAUAUUGGCAAUCUUGGAUGAAGCGUGUCUCAACGUCGGGAAAAUAACAGAUGAGCUUUUGUUGGAAGCCAUGGACAAACAAUUGGCUUCACAUUCUCAUUACGCUUCGAGACAACUCAAACCCAUGGACAAAACGUUAAAACACAAAAUAGAAUUCAGGAUAGUACAUUACGCGGGCGACGUGACUUACAACAUAAACGGUUUUUUGGAAAAGAACAAAGACACGCUGUUUCAAGAUUUGAAAAGGCUCAUGUUCAAUUCGAAAAAUCAAACCGUGAGCAGCAUGUGGCCGGAGGGAGAAAUGGACAUCACAAAGACGACGAAAAGACCACUGACGGCGGGCUCUCUAUUUCGUAAUUCUAUGAUCGCUCUGGUCAAAACACUCACGAGCAAGGAACCCUUUUACGUACGUUGCAUAAAACCGAACGAAAUCAAAUCCGCGAGCGUUUUCGAUCACGACAGAGUCGAACAUCAGGUUCGAUAUUUGGGUUUGGUAGAAAACGUUCGGGUGAGAAGAGCCGGAUUCGCUUACCGUCAAAGAUACGAUAGAUUUCUUAAAAGGUAUAAAAUGAUCUCUACUUACACUUGGCCUAAUUUUCGUGGCGAUUCGGAUAAAGAAGCCGUUCAAGUGUUGUUAGAAAGCGUCGGUUUUCACAACGAUGUAAAAUAUGGUAAGACGAAAGUAUUUAUAAGGUCUCCGAGAACACUUUUCGCAUUAGAAAAGGCCAGAAGCGAUUUAAUACCAUCGAUCGUUAUAUUAUUACAAAAACAAUGGCGCGGUGCUCUCUGCAGGUUCAGGUACAAAAAAUUAAAAGCUGCCUAUCACAUAAUGAUUUAUUUCAAAAAUUACAAGAGGAGAGAAUACAUUAACGAAUUGCAAAGAACUUUUAAAAAUGCGGGAAAUUUGAAAGAUUACGGGAAAAAUUUGCCAUGGCCACCUGCUCCGAUUUGCGUUCAGAAAGCCGUUCCCUCAUUGAAAAAAAUGUACAACAGAUGGCGAGCGUGGAUGAUUUUAAGAAAAAUACCCAGAGAAGAUUGGCCACAAUUACGUUUGAAAAUGUCUGCUGCUAGCGCGUUACGGGGCAAACGGCAAACGUGGGGACAAUCGAGAAAAUGGGAAGGAAAUUAUUUGAGUCAAUCGUCGGAAAAUCCAAAAUCUUCCGUGUUCACGAUAAGCACGAACAAUUUGAAAAACACGGAUCAUUUUCAAAACGUUUUGUUUUCCUCGUUUGUUCACAAAACGAACAAACAUCAUAAGAACGCGGAUCGAGCUCUUUUAAUCACCGACGAUCAAAUAUACAAAAUCGACACGACAAAAUUCAAACCCAUGAAAAAAGGGAUAAACAUAACGCAGGUUACCGGAAUUAGUUUGAGUCCUGGAGCGGAUCAAUUGAUCGUCAUACAUUCUGAUUCCGGAAACGAUUUGGUUCUUUCGCUUUAUUUGAAUCAAAUGAAAGAGGAUUUGGUCGGGGAAUUGUUGGGUGUUUUGUUAUCCAGAUAUCAUCAGUUGAAAAAUUCCGAUAUACCCGUGACGGUGAGCAGUAAAUUUCAAUGUUCUCUCGGUAAGAAAACAAAAUCGUUGACGUUGGAAACGAGCAUGGAAACGACGGAACCUGAAUUUCAUUCUCACGGCGACACGAUCGUGUACAAACUUCCGUCGUCGUAUUCCGUGCCAAACAGUCCGUUGAAAAACGGAAGUUGA
Pediculus humanus corporis (human body louse) is the source of this 3051-nucleotide messenger RNA. RefSeq names its product myosin IA, putative. The transcript is spliced from 15 exons. Bases 1 to 3051 code for a protein of 1016 amino acids. The record is from RefSeq and is a predicted model, not a curated record. Gene Ontology annotation, biological process: vesicle transport along actin filament; actin filament organization. Lineage: Eukaryota; Metazoa; Arthropoda; Insecta; Psocodea; Pediculidae. Gene Ontology annotation, molecular function: microfilament motor activity; actin filament binding; ATP binding. Gene Ontology annotation, cellular component: vesicle; cytoplasm; myosin complex.